Aspergillus caelatus is the source of this 1128-nucleotide messenger RNA. RefSeq lists its product as uncharacterized. The transcript has a single exon. The record is from RefSeq and is a predicted model, not a curated record. NCBI's taxonomy places the organism in Eukaryota, Fungi, Ascomycota, Eurotiomycetes, Eurotiales, Aspergillaceae. The coding region runs from base 206 to 496 and encodes 96 amino acids.
AAAAAAAAAAAAGAGGUCGUCUGUCCCUUCUUCAGAAAGGAUGACUGGUUAGAGGGAAAAGGAAGAGUAGGAAGAGGGAGAGAGGAAGAGACGGAGAGAGUCAGUUCAAUCAGCCUUGUUGGCGGUAGUGUUCUGAGUCGUACAGUUACGGCGACGGCAGGCGGUACUUAGAGGUUCAGGGCGCAGGGACGAUGAUCGGGAACGGAUGAUACAGUAUGACUCUUUCACGUCCACCCGAGAUAGGGAUUUCUGGGCCCGAAUUGGGCAUUUCAUUGCAAAGAUCCGCUUUUUUUCUUUUUUUACUUUCUUAUUACAUUUUUCUUUCUCAUCAAGACAAAUCAUCAUCUUUGGCUUGAUCAUCUGGUUCUUUCGAUAUUUGAUUGUAAUUGUAAUCAUGCCCCGUCGACAUUAUUCAUCGAAUCGAUCACCUCCGGUUUUGAUGUUACUCGGUCACCAUGCAAUACGGUCACUUUCUGCAGUAGUGUCAAGCACUUAAGGGCCGCUCUCGCUCAAUUCCAUGCAUCAUGAUAUUACUCUUAAUAAUAACCUAGAUUUUUUUUUUAUAUCUCGAGACCCCCAGGAUCAUAUCAUGGGAAAAGAAUACAUGGACGAUAAUGUUGUAAUUAAAUCGAUCCCGAUCGGUAUUAUCGUAGUGGAUACCUGAUCCUAUCUCUCCACGAAAAAAGAGCUCUCCAUAUAUCGAUAGUAUGGAGAUAGAGUAUCGGACUUGUACCCUCAUAUCAAAUCCGAAUGACUCGACCGGCACUCCAUCGCGAUAUCGGCAGUAUGAAGAACCUUAGUAAGUACAGCUGUCAACCAUGCUGUCGAACAUGAUAGUUGCAGACCGUACUAAUAAUACAUCCAUGCAUUCCCGUGGGUAAUAUUACGUCUAAUAACAAUAGAGUUAUAAUCAGGGUGCAAAUCAACAAUGGACAACCUGAUAUCCACGACGUAAUAACUAUUCGACAUGAAUCAGGAUGAGAUCCUUCCACCAGUGCAACAGACUGCAACAAUGUUCCCAGCCGCCAAAGAAGUAUGGUUCGGAGCCAGUGCACACACAAUGUUUCUUCUGCCGCGCUCGUCCACGGCCCAAAAGGGUGGUGGUCAGCCAACCACCGCUUCUGGAUU